This is a messenger RNA of Yamadazyma tenuis ATCC 10573, 670 nucleotides long. RefSeq names its product ethanol metabolism protein. Lineage: Eukaryota; Fungi; Ascomycota; Pichiomycetes; Serinales; Debaryomycetaceae. The record is from RefSeq and is a predicted model, not a curated record. Gene Ontology annotation, cellular component: membrane; mitochondrion; cytoplasm.
AUCAAUGAGCUACUACACCAAAUACAACCAGCUCCUACUCAAGAGACCAUUGGUCACCAACAUGGUCACCACCGGGAUCCUCUUUGGCUCGGGAGACUUUCUUGCCCAGCGACUUUUCUCCCAAAACAAUAAAAAAUACGACUAUCCCAGAACUCUUCGUGCCAUCGCCUACGGAGGAAUAUUAUUUGCACCACUAGGUGACAAAUGGUACAAGCUAUUGAACCGGUUGACGGUGCCCAAAUCACUUCUGUGGUCGGACAAAACCCACAACCGCGUCAACACCCUCCUUCGGGUGGGGGUGGAUCAACUUGGCUUUGCUCCAUUAAUAGCCAUCCCCAUGUAUUAUUCAGCAAUGACGGUUUUGGAGAGGUCGCCCGAUCCUGUCAAUGACAUUUCUGCCAAGCUACGUGAGCACUGGUUGCCCACAUUAAAGACCAACUGGUUGGUGUGGCCUGCUUUUCAGACUCUCAACUUUUAUUUGGUACCUGUCCAACUACGAUUAUUGUCGGUAAACUUGAUUAGCAUUGUGUGGAACUGCUACUUGAGUUACGUAUUAAACGACCAGAAACUGCACCUUUUACACGUGAGUGAAGAAGAAGUCAUGGUAUAAUCGAUAGAUAAUAGUUUAGGUACAUAUAAUUUUCUAUAGACAGUUUACCACUUUGCAUGC